Messenger RNA from Silurus meridionalis, 490 nucleotides. RefSeq names its product ribosomal protein L36A (gene rpl36a). Gene Ontology annotation, biological process: translation. NCBI's taxonomy places the organism in Eukaryota, Metazoa, Chordata, Actinopteri, Siluriformes, Siluridae. Bases 32 to 430 code for a protein of 132 amino acids. The transcript has 5 exons. Gene Ontology annotation, molecular function: structural constituent of ribosome. The record is from RefSeq and is a predicted model, not a curated record. Gene Ontology annotation, cellular component: cytosolic large ribosomal subunit; ribosome.
CAAGGUGGCGCCCGUCUCCUUUUCCCACAGCAUGACCCCCUCACCCGGUACUAAAACCGGCGCGCGCCUCAUCUACUUCCUCUUUCGCUCCUGCGCUACGAGGGCAGCCAUGGUGAACGUCCCGAAAACCCGCAGGACCUACUGCAAGAAAUGCAAGAAGCACCAGCCUCACAAAGUCACCCAGUACAAGAAGGGAAAGGACUCUCUGUACGCCCAGGGUAAGAGGCGUUACGACAGAAAGCAGAGCGGCUACGGAGGCCAGACGAAGCCCAUAUUCAGAAAAAAGGCCAAAACCACAAAGAAGAUCGUGCUGAGGCUGGAGUGUGUGGAGCCCAACUGCCGAUCCAAGAGGAUGCUGGCCAUUAAGAGGUGCAAACACUUUGAGCUGGGAGGAGACAAGAAGAGAAAGGGCCAGGUCAUCCAGUUCUAAGCUGGACCAUGGACUUUCUUUUGCGGUUCUUCAUCGGUCAAUAAAAGUUGUAUACGAAAA